Metschnikowia bicuspidata var. bicuspidata NRRL YB-4993 is the source of this 2740-nucleotide messenger RNA. It is a transcript of the gene MDL2, whose product is annotated as Mdl2p. Gene Ontology annotation, molecular function: ATP binding; ATP hydrolysis activity; ABC-type oligopeptide transporter activity. The transcript has a single exon. Gene Ontology annotation, cellular component: membrane. Lineage: Eukaryota; Fungi; Ascomycota; Pichiomycetes; Serinales; Metschnikowiaceae. Bases 104 to 2578 code for a protein of 824 amino acids. The record is from RefSeq and is a predicted model, not a curated record. Gene Ontology annotation, biological process: transmembrane transport.
UCCCAUACCUAGCAAUCUUGCACAGACUACUGAACGGGACCUCAGGCGGUCGACUACAAAAAAUAUCAUCCGCUAUUCUUGCACCAAUACCCUCGACAGCCUCAUGUUCACACCCGGGUUGCUCCGGCCACUACUAAGGAGCCGGUUGAAUGCACCCGUGUCGUUUUUCCGGCUUGAAAAACAAGCGUCUGUGGCGAUCACAAGACAUUUAAGUUCGCCGGCUGGAUCAUGGCCUUCAACGCUUAACAAACGUCCACAAAACACAGAGAGUCUUCUGAAAAUAAAGGAUUCUAUGCCCAUACAUGGAUUGCUUCCUCGCCGGUCUUAUAGUUCCGACAUACGUGGGGGGAUAGACACAAACCAGACGCAGAAAGCCCCUGAGUUAGCCGCCGACACCGAUGCUUCGGAUUUGAGGAAACAGUUGGAGCUGUCGGAGUCCGUGCUCAAACGGCUCGAAACAGCUCGACUCCAAAGCAAGCAGAACAAGAAGGAAGAGCGCAUCAAACAGGAAACCACAAAGAUAAACUUUCGUGAAAACAUGAAGACCAUCAUGCGGAUUCUCAAACUUGGCCGACCUGACAUAAAGCUCUUUUUGUAUGCAUUGGCGUUCAUCCUUUUUGCAGUUCUCUAUCCGACGACUGCCGUAAGACUUGUGGGUGCUUCCAUUGAUGCAUUCAAUGACCGUGCCAAAGAUGCCGAGGGCGAUCUUUUUAUCUGGGGCUACAAGUUCCUGACGGUGUUUGGAGUCAUGGUUCCCUUCAUGAUGGUUUCUGCAGCUUGCUUUUGGGCACGUAUUUGGCUCUUGAAGAUGUUGGGUGAGCGACUCGUGGCCCGGCUCCGACUUCGAGUCAUGAAGCAUUUAGUGAGACACGACUCGGCCUUCUACGACAACGAGAAGCACAAGGCAGGUGAUUUGAUUUCAAGACUUUCGAGCGACGCAUACGUGGUUUCGCGCUCGAUCACCAGCAACUUACCUGACGGUUUGAAAAACGUGCUUUUCGGCGUCAUCAGUGCUUACAUGAUGUUCGCAAUCAACCCGAUCUUGUUUGGUGUGAUGAUGUUGAUUUCACCUCCCAUCACGUUUGGCUCAGUAUGGUACGGAGAAAAAAUCCGGUCCUUGCUGACACGUCUCCAGGACGCCACCGCAGGGUUGACCAAAAGCAGUGAGGAAACCUUGAACUCUGUGAAAUUAGUACAGGCAUUUACGGGGGAGGAUAAGGAGCUCUCCAAGUACUCAAACCAGCUUCGGAAUGUGAUUGGCGUGGCGAAAAAAGAAGCGUUUGCGCAAUCAAACUAUUCUGUCUCUAUCUACUCCUUGUACCACACGGGCUACCUUUCAUGCUUGGCCCUCGGUGUUUAUUUGAUCCUAAACGGACAAAUGUCCACUGGUGAUGUUGUGUCGUUCACAAUGUACUCCGAGUUUUUCAACCUGGCACUCUACAGUCUCACUAAUACGUAUAUGGAAGUCAUGAAGGGUGCUGGUGCUGGUGUCAAACUUUUCGAAUUGAUUGAUUUCAAGGAUCGGGUGUCUCCAGUGAAGGGUGAAAAGAUUCCAUUGGGACUAUCUAAUGAUAUUCGGUUCAAUGACGUCGUGUUCAGCUACCCCACACGACCUAACGAUAAAAUUUUUGACGGAUGCACUUUCCUGAUUCCUUCUAGUUCAAGUACUUGUUUCGUGGCGCCAUCGGGUGCGGGAAAAUCUACAGUUGCUUCCCUUCUCUUAAGAUCCUACAAUAUCAAUAGUGGCUCAAUCGAAAUUGGUGGAAAAAACAUCAGUGAUUUCCAGGUCAGGGAACUCAGACGGAAUAUUAUUGGUAUCGUUCAGCAAGAGCCUGUUUUACUAUCAGGAACAAUUUUAGAAAACAUCGUGUAUGGUCUCACACCAAAACAAGUCAGCAGACUCACAAUGAAAGAUAUUAGAGAUGUUUCGGUUCAAGCCAAUUGUCACGAUUUCAUAGAGUCAUUCCCUGAUGGUUACGAUACAGUGAUUGGGGGGAGAGGUGCUUCUCUAUCUGGAGGUCAGAAACAAAGAAUUGCAAUUGCAAGAGCAUUGAUAAAGAAACCAUCAAUUUUAAUAUUGGACGAAGCUACUUCGGCACUUGAUUCUAAGCUGGAGACUUUGAUCAACGAGACUUUGAAAGAGCUCACGCAGCAAGGUAAAAUGACUAUUAUAUCUAUUGCUCACAGAUUAUCCACGAUUUCGAAAUCAGAGAACGUGGUUGUCCUCGGAAAAAACGGUAAGGUUAUUGAACAAGGCCGUUUCAUCACACUUAUAAAUAAUCCAGACUCGGAGCUCUCCAAGCUUUUGGAUGAAAAAACAUUCGCUGAGCAAGAGGAGCAUAUCAACGAGGAGGAAGUGAACAUGCGUGACCAGCUCGAUCAUGAGGCGGAGGAGAUAGAGAAGCUUCAAGAGGAACGCAGUAAUGAUAGCAGCGGCCUGCGUAAAGACAUGGAGACGAUUAGAACAAUCAUGGAUGAAUUACCGUAUGAGGCACGGGCGGAGUUGCUCAAGCAGUUUGCGAAGGAACUUGAGGACCAACGUCCCCAUGAGACAACUCCUCCUAGCACCAAGAUCUAAUGCCAUCUUCCAUGUAUAUAGUAUUUAUUAGGAGAGUAUUUUGAGAGGUAUAUCAUUGAGAAUUAUAUCAUCGAGCAAAUAAUACUACUGAUUGUGGAAUCAUAUUCUCGUGUCUGAUUUUUCGCCGAAAGCUCGAUAGGGGAAGUUCGCCUCUUUCCUGAA